Arvicola amphibius (Eurasian water vole) is the source of this 1681-nucleotide messenger RNA. RefSeq names its product thromboxane A2 receptor (gene Tbxa2r). The transcript has 3 exons. Bases 287 to 1312 code for a protein of 341 amino acids. Gene Ontology annotation, biological process: positive regulation of blood pressure; positive regulation of vasoconstriction; positive regulation of cytosolic calcium ion concentration. The record is from RefSeq and is a predicted model, not a curated record. Gene Ontology annotation, molecular function: thromboxane A2 receptor activity. Gene Ontology annotation, cellular component: plasma membrane. Lineage: Eukaryota; Metazoa; Chordata; Mammalia; Rodentia; Cricetidae.
CAGGGCGUGGUGGGAGACGGGCCUCACUGUCACAACCCCCCAGCCUCGUGCCCCUGGGGGUCCCCAGCGCUACACCAUCCGCCCACAGCCCCAGGGCCUCUGUCAGGACCUAUCUUCAGCCCGUGACUCGGUUUCCCCAGGGGGCUUUGCUCCCUGCUCUCUCUGCCUGACCUGGGCAAGCACAGCGGUGCUGCCUGCUCUGCUCCAGGGACACCACCGCGACACCCUGGUACUGACCCUGCGGGUCGCCCCAUGGGGCGGUGACGCCGCGGUCAACUCGGGAGCCAUGUGGCCCAACGGCAGCCUCCCCGGGCCGUGCUUCAGGCCGAUGAACGUCACCAUCACCGCGCAGGAGCGGCGCCUCAUCGCGUCGCCCUGGUUCGCCGCGUCCUUCUGCGUGCUGGGCCUGGGCUCCAACCUGCUGGCCCUGAGCGUGCUGGCCGGGGCGCCCGCGCCGCGCUCGUCCUUCCUCACGCUGCUGUGCGGCCUGGUCCUCACCGACUUCCUGGGGCUGCUGGUCACCGGUGCCAUCGUGGUGGCGCAGCACGCGGCGCUGUUCGCCUGGCAGGCGGCCGACCCCGGCUGCCGCCUCUGCCACUUCAUGGGGGUGGCCAUGGUCUUCUUCGGGCUGUGCCCGCUGCUGCUGGGCACCGCCAUGGCCUCGGAGCGCUUCGUGGGCAUCACGCGGCCCUUCUGGCGGCCCGCGGCCCCGGGGCGUCGCGCCUGGGCCACCGUGGCGCUGGUGUGGCUGGCGGCGCUGACGCUCGGGCUGCUGCCGCUGCUGGGGCUCGGCCGCUACUCCGUGCAGUGGCCGGGCUCCUGGUGCUUCCUGACGCUGGGCGCGUGGCGCGGAGACGUGGCCUUCGGCCUGCUGUUCGCGCUGCUGGGCGGCCUGUCGGUCGGGCUGUCCUUCCUGCUCAACACCGUGAGCGUGGCCACGCUCUGCCGCGUCUACCACGGCCGCGAGGCCGCGCGCCAGCGCCCGCGGGACUGCGAGGUGGAGAUGAUGGUGCAGCUGGUGGGCAUCAUGGUGGUGGCCACCGUGUGCUGGAUGCCCCUGCUGGUCUUUAUAGCACAGACCUUGCUGCAGACGUCGCCUGUCAUGAGCCCCUCUGGGCAGCUGUUGCGGACCACGGAGCACCAACUACUCAUUUACCUGCGCGUGGCCACGUGGAACCAGAUCCUGGACCCCUGGGUCUACAUCCUCUUUCGUAGGUCUGUGCUUCGGCGCCUGCACCCACGGCUCAGUUCACGGCUCCGAGCUCUGACCUUGCACCCGCCCCCAGCCCAGGCCACGCCCAGUGGGCCCUGAAGGACAGCAUCACCCAAACAUCACGUCCUCAGUGACGACCACAGACCCAUGUGCCAUCCCAGGAGCCCGAGUGCUCUGCGGACUAAAGAAGGGAGCCCCCAACUUAGGGAUGUCCUUCCUGAAUCCCCAGACUCCUCCCAGGACAACCUGGAGAUGUGGGAACGUGCGAGACCUGGAGCCUGAGUGGGGGCGUCCCCCACCAUGCCACAGACUGGGUCUGAGACACCAAGCUUCAUGUUCCUCUGGGCUGAACUCAAGGGUCAUCGACCUUGGGUGUUGGAAGCAUCCGUUGGGGUCCCCACAGCCAGGUCUGGAGUCCCCCUCCCCCGUGGCCACCCAAUGCACUUGCUCAAUAAACGGUUAAAUGGC